CUUGCCGAUGCCCGUGUUCGCUCCCGUGAUGAUGACCGUCUUGCCGUCCAUCCUAGCCUGACUCUCACACACCCCUCCAGCUGUCCACCUUCGUACUGGCACGUACAGCACAGCUGCAAGUACAAACAAGAAACAGUUUCCGGAUUCCAAUGGCACCUAAGUACAGGCUGGUAUACUUCAACCUAAGGGCGCGAGCGGAGCCAACAAGACUAGUGUUCGCCGCUGCAGGGGUAGACUAUGAGGACGUCAGGAUCCAAAGGGACGAGUGGCCUGGUCUCAAGCCCAACACCCCCAUGGGCCAGCUGCCUGUGCUGGAGGUGGGCGGGGUCACCAUCUGUCAGAGCAUGGCGAUAGCGCGCUACGUCGCCAAGGAGACCGGUCUCGCAGGGAAGACUAUCUUGGAGCAAGCGCAGGCCGACAUGCUGGUGGACGGACUGGACGACCUCAGAGGCAAGCAGGCGGUAAUCCGGAAGGCACCUGAGGACAGGAAGGAACAGUGCAAGAAAGAACUUGCAGAUUUUGCUCCCGACUUCCUCAGCAAGUACGAAAAACUCUGCGGGCCGCAAGGUCAUCUUGUUGGCGAUAGCUUGACCUGGGCUGACCUGGUGUUCUAUGACGUCACGUCGAAGGUCCUCGCGGUGCUACCGGGCGCUCUUGAUGACCUCCCCAAACUCUCCAAGGUCAUGGACACGGUCACAGCCAACGAGCGGAUUGCAAAGUGGCUAGCCAAACGCCCCGACACUCCACACUGAUCUUGCAGGAACUGCUCGUACGCUGGAGGAAAAUCAUUCAGGAGGCCGAAUCAUUUGGGGCUUCUA
Messenger RNA from Branchiostoma floridae (Florida lancelet), 818 nucleotides. Its product is annotated as hematopoietic prostaglandin D synthase-like. Gene Ontology annotation, molecular function: glutathione transferase activity. The transcript is spliced from 6 exons. The coding region runs from base 150 to 752 and encodes 200 amino acids. Gene Ontology annotation, biological process: glutathione metabolic process. The record is from RefSeq and is a predicted model, not a curated record. Lineage: Eukaryota; Metazoa; Chordata; Leptocardii; Amphioxiformes; Branchiostomatidae.